Molecule: messenger RNA, 2632 nt
Organism: Closterium sp. NIES-65
Lineage: Eukaryota; Viridiplantae; Streptophyta; Zygnematophyceae; Desmidiales; Closteriaceae
Source: the annotation of a GenBank genome assembly
CCGUCACGUUGACCACGGGCAACGCGACUACGGCUGGAAACCCGGCGACAGCCACUGGACGGGGGGUCCUCUUGAAGGCUUGGCGGAAACACGGCAUGGCUCGUGCGGCAUGGAGGCCACGUGUCCGCGCUCUCCCGCUCGACGCGCCGACGAUACUAUCUGCGAUCUGCUCGCAGCAGCGGGGCGGACAGCGGCGGCGCGACAACGAGCGCAGCGCGCGCAGUGCGGCGAGUGCGACGGUGAUGGCGACGGCGGGCGGAAUCGCAGCGCAGAAUGCGGAGCGGCGAGCGCUACGGACGAGGCAGCUGCAGCGGCGUGGAGUGGGAACCGUCAGCGGCACAGACGUGGCUGCACCACCGCGCGGCGCAAGAUGGACCCGACGAGCUCAUCCAUGCAGCGGAUAAGGGAGCGCGAUGGGGAUGGAUGCGCGUCAACAGUCACAGGAGGCGCAGGAGGGCGCGGAGGCCGGAUACAAGGAAGAGGCGAUGGUGGCAGCGACUGCUGCGCAACUAAGGGGAGGAGGAGGCUGCGCGCCACCGCGAAAUCAGCAAGGGCGGAGGGCACGGAUCCGCGGCAAGCAUGGCUUUGCCACUCACAUCGCCCCGCCCGCGCACCCCACCCCGCACGCCCCUCACGCCCUCCUUCCUCCCCACCGUCCCCAGGCGCGUCCUUCCCCGUGCGCAUCAACUGCGGGGCGUCGGAGCACGUGACGGGCAGCGACGGGCGCGUGUGGGAGCCGGACACCUACUUCGCGGGGGGAGAGCCAGUGGCGGUGCUCAACGCGUCGCACCUGGGCUUUCCCAAGGAGGUGGCGUCGCAGCGCAUCUUCCACACGGGCGACGUCAGCUGCUACGACAUCCCGCUCUCCCCCGGCCGCUACGUCGUGCGCCUCGCCUUUGCCUACCACAGUGACACGUUACCUGCCAAGACGUUUGAGACGGUCUCGUCCGUGACGGUGCAGGGAGGGCGCCCCAUCAGGGUGCAGGAUUUCAGCGUCUCUGCUACGUCUGCACGCACAAGCGCUGCCGCAACUCGCGACGGCACUGUGACGGCAAGCGCAGCUGAAGCUGAGCAUUUGUAUGCGCCGGCGGCUGCUCCCGGGGCCUCUGGUGAAGCCGUGGUGAGUCGGUUGCCGGAUGACACGCCAUUCUCAUCCCCAGCAGGCAAGGGCCCUCUCGGAGCAACUGACGGCCAAAGUAUGGCAGAUCUGCCGCCCAGUGUGAGCGAGAGCGAGAGUGGGGACUUGGGGGCGUUGCGAGAGAGCAUGCAGGGCCGGUGGCCGCGGUUUGCGGUGCUGGUGGAGGGCGUGCAGAUGGAGACGGUGAGCAUGGCUGGGCACGUGGGGGCGGUGUACGAGCCCGAGUACAUCAUCGACAGCGCUGAUGCCUCUCUCACGCUCUGCUUCCUGCCCGUGUGGGGCCACGCCCUCGUCAACUCCAUCGAGCUCCUCCCUGUGCCCGCUGCCUUCUACUUCCUCCCCUCCGUCGUCCCCCCCAACGCCUUCCUCGCCGUGCGCGCCCGCAUCGACUGUGGCCACGCCACCGCCAACGACUCAGCAGUCGCUGCCCCCAACAGAACCACAGUGGGCAGCACCAACCGCCUGGCGGGCGGCAAUGCUGUGUUGCCCGCGACGCCAGUGACCAACUCCACGUGGAGCUUUGAAACGUUGGUGCGUACAUCGGGGUUUGUUCCCACGGGCCAAGGCAAGACGCUGAGGGAUACUCUUGGGCGCCGGUGGUCCAGCGACCUCAACCAGAUCGUGCAGAUGCAGCAGGUGGGGGUCCCACCACCCAGUGGAGAGGCUUCGCAGGGUGCAGAGGGCAGCGGGCAGCAGGAGCACGCGCGGCCGCAGUGGCGUGUGAAGCCACCGAAGUCGGUGCAGACACUCAUGUCGGUGAGCGGGGCGGGUGAGGCGCCGCUGUUCCUGGCGCAGGCGCUGCUGCAGACGGCGCGCGAGGCGGUGCUGGCGAGCGGGCUGCACUACUCGUUUUCAUUCCGCGUGCCGGCGCGCCUCAACCGCUGGGUGGUGCUGCUGCAUUUCGUGGCGGUGCAGCCGGGGUCGCGCGUGGGCGAGCGUGUGUUUGACAUCCACGUGAACGGCGUGAGUGUGAGCAGCUUUGACAUCCUGCAUGAGGCCCACGGGCAGCACAACCGCCUCGUCACACUGCCUGUCGUCGUCGGCUUCAGCCGGCCCGCCAUUGGGUCGGCGCCCACGCUGGAGGUGCGGCUGGUGGCGUGCAACGGCAGCAGGCUCAGCCCCCUCAUCAGCAGCAUCGAGGUCAUUGAAGUUGUGCGCGCCAACGUCCCCCGCGAAAACGUCGUCUCCGAGCUGAAAGCCCAACAGAGUGGCGACCCCAAGUCAGCCAUUCCGUCCGCGUCCUCCCAUGGCCGUAGCUAUGCAGCGGUGGUGGCAGGGGCGAUAGGAGGGGCUGGCGCGCUGGUGCUGCUGGUCAUGCUCGUGCCCCUCGUGCUGCUGUGGCGACGCCAGCAUCGCCGCCGCCGCGCCGCCAUGCGCUCCCACCUGCUAGGGCUCAAUGCCGUUGACUCUGCAGCACUGCAAACACAGGAUGUUGAAGGUGCUAGUCAUAGUGAGGAGCUGGGGCUUGUUGAUAUCAUAGAAGAGAUAGGUUGA